Molecule: messenger RNA, 735 nt
Organism: Amaranthus tricolor (Joseph's coat)
Lineage: Eukaryota; Viridiplantae; Streptophyta; Magnoliopsida; Caryophyllales; Amaranthaceae
Product: protein GLUTAMINE DUMPER 5-like
Exons: 1
Coding region: 113-481 (122 amino acids)
Biological process (GO): regulation of amino acid export
Source: RefSeq, a predicted model, not a curated record
CCUAUACUCCUAAUAUCACCCUCUAUAAAAGCAAAACAUUAACCAAUCACAUUAUUGAUUUUUCAUUUCUUGUAUUCAACCUAAAACCCACCAUUUUUAGAGAGAGAAAGUGAUGAUGAUGAAGGAAGUAAUCAGUAAGACCACAAAAACAAACAACACAAUGUCAAUGGUGGAUGGAAGUGUUCAACAAGGAUGGAAAACACCAAUACCAUAUCUCUUUGGUGGACUUGCACUUAUGCUGUGUCUUAUUGCUAUUGCUUUGCUUAUUCUUGCUUGUUCUUUUAGAAAAUCUCAUCCCAACAACAACAACAAUGGAAACCCAAAACCCAAAACUCAAUUUACCAACAAACAAAGUCAAAGCGACGUCAAAAUUGUCGUAAUUAUGGCCGGAGAUGAAAACCCUACUUACUUAGCUAAGCCUCUUCCUUGUCCUAUGGUUAUUCCUUACAAUAGUAACAAUAAUUUUGUUGAGAGAGUCUAAUUUCUUUUUUUUUUUUUUUUUUUGAGGAUUUUUUAAAAUUAUAUUAUUACUAUUAUUUUGGGGAGGGGAUGAUUGAUGAAGUUUUUUGUGUUGUUAUAUUAUUAAUUAAUCACUUAGGUUCUCGGGAGUAUGUUGUAAAUUGAUGAGUAAUAAUGUAGAAUGAAAAAAGGUAAUGUAUUUUAAUUAGUUAUUUUUUUUGAUUUAUUAUUAAUUAGUUAUAUAUUCACAUAUUCUUUGAUUUUACUAGAGUAAUG